AUGGGUGAUUUCAAUGUACACUGUUUAGAAACUUCUGCUACAAUCGGAGAGCCAUUCAAAGCAGAUCUGCAAGAGCUUGUAACCAGUGUUCCAAUUUACAAUCACAUUGCACCCACUCGUUUCCGCACAGGUAACAGACCUUCUUUGUUGGAUUCUGUUUUCACCAACGAGAAACAUAUGAUUGAUGUAUUGAACGUAGAAUGCUCUUUGGGUCGCAGUGAUCAUGCACUCAUCAGUUUCGAUUUUAUCUGCUGUGGGGAACAGCGCAACCAGAACCCUGAGUUGGUGCGCUACGACGGCUAA
This is a messenger RNA of Dicrocoelium dendriticum, 303 nucleotides long. NCBI's taxonomy places the organism in Eukaryota, Metazoa, Platyhelminthes, Trematoda, Plagiorchiida, Dicrocoeliidae. The record is from the annotation of a GenBank genome assembly.